ACACAACACCGUCGGUUAUCGGCUAUCGCACGUUAUAUAAGCCAUCGCAGGCGUCUUUUGCACCGCACAUUCAUAUUGCAAUCGUCAUCGACCGGCAAAACGUCUUCGCGGGAUGAAGAGGUCGACACUGGUUGUCUUGGCGGCCGUGUGCUUGCUGCAGUUUAAGAGUUCCGACGGCGCUUGUCCGAACGCACCCGUCGAGCCCGACAAGUCUCAGCCGCUCGUCGCCCUGCUGUCCACACUGUGCUCGACGUCCACGUUGAACGCGCUACCCGAACCGGCGCUCGGCAGCAUAGUGAACACUCUGUCCACCAAUCCGCAACUGUUCGGCUCGUUGACACCGGACGCGCUGUUGACGCUUCUCAACGCCGUCGCUUCGUCGCCCGGCGUGUUGAACCAAGUGCAGCCCGCCGGUUUGCUCGCCCUGCUGGCCGCCAUAUCGUCCGCGUCGCCGUCCGCCAUCGGCUCGCUGCCGCGGUCCGUGGUGUACCCGCUGUUGAACACCCUGUCGGCGUCCGGCCUGCUGCCCAAGCUGCAGAACGCCCAGUCUUCGGCCGCCCCCACUUUCGUCGCCAAACUACCGCCGCUGCCGGCGCCGCCGCGGCAAGUCAUCGUCCCGGGCCCGGCGCACGGUCCCAUGAUGGUGACGUUGCCCAAAAAGGCCCAGCGUCCCCGUCCCAUAUUCAUUCCUUCCGGCCCCGCGCCGUCCAUUGUGGUGUCCAUCCCCGAGCUCAGUCCCGCGCCGCCGCCGCUGAUCAUGCCCCAGAACGGGCCCGGCCCCAUAGUGAUCAACGACCACCCCGGCGGCUACGCCCCGCAACCCAUCGUCGUGCCGGCACCCGAACCGCCGUCCAUAUACUUCACCACGUACCCGGCCAAGUCGUGCUCGCAGGCCUACUACAACCCGGCCACGGGACAACGGUACCCGCAGUACUAUUUCCAGUCCGGCCCGAACACGCCCAAAGUGUUCUUGACCACGUUACCGCCCGGCGUACAACCGCCACAGUGUGCGUCGUCGCCGCCGUCGCCGUCGUCGUCGCUGCCGCCACUUACCAAGAACUGUUGUUGACCGUGUUCGUUCCUAGUGUUGUCGCUAACUAUCGCUAACUGUUUUUAUUGUAAUUUUAUUUUUUGUUAAUGUUUUAUUUGUACUUUUAAGUUAUUAUUUGGCGCAUAUGAUCAUAUAAUAAAUCACUUUCGCCAAUCUCAUAUAAUA
This is a messenger RNA of Adelges cooleyi (spruce gall adelgid), 1216 nucleotides long. RefSeq lists its product as uncharacterized. Bases 113 to 1069 code for a protein of 318 amino acids. NCBI's taxonomy places the organism in Eukaryota, Metazoa, Arthropoda, Insecta, Hemiptera, Adelgidae. The transcript has 2 exons. The record is from RefSeq and is a predicted model, not a curated record.